This is a messenger RNA of Drosophila ficusphila, 2293 nucleotides long. It is a transcript of the gene isoQC, whose product is annotated as glutaminyl-peptide cyclotransferase. NCBI's taxonomy places the organism in Eukaryota, Metazoa, Arthropoda, Insecta, Diptera, Drosophilidae. The transcript has 2 exons. The coding region runs from base 893 to 1954 and encodes 353 amino acids. Gene Ontology annotation, molecular function: zinc ion binding; glutaminyl-peptide cyclotransferase activity. The record is from RefSeq and is a predicted model, not a curated record.
UUCCCUGAUGGAGGCCGUCAAGAAACUGUUGCCAAAGCCCCGCAAAAAAAUCUACAAUUUGGGCGCUUGCUUUGAGCUGAGGGAUAUCCCAAAGGUUAGAGGUAGACCAUUCUUAAAAGUAAUGAAUAUACUCAAUUGAAAUAGAAACACAACGGUGGCUUAGACAUGAAAAAUCCCGAGAUAAUAUUUAUAAAGUGUAUAAUGCAGGUUUAUUUAGUUCUACUGCGCGAAACUAGGUCAAUUUUGCAAUCAAAUCUACAAAAAAAAUUGGGAUUAAGAGAUGUGCUUAAAACUACAAAUUUGACUUUAGAAGUAUUAUAAUUAUAAUAGAAAUAAUAAUUGUAUACAUCUAUAAUGAUAAUUUAACUAGAAGAAAUCCCCUCAAAUUAAUAUUUCAUACGCCCCUUUUAUGGGGCUGUCACCUGUUAUUGCCUGGCGUUGCCACCUAUCUCAGCUGGCAAACAGCUGCUUUAAUGAACAUGGGCGUAAACAGAACAAUUUAUUUCGAGGGGACUAAUAAUUGUAUGUAUAACAAAAACAUUAAUAAACAUUAUUAAUUAAUUUAUAAUUUAUAAAACACUAAAAAAAAAAACACAUUGAAGCCAAAAAAAGAAUAUUUAAAAUAAUAUUAAAUAUUGCACCGCAAAUAAGGCCCCCCUUCACCAUGCCCUUGAUUUGUUGUUUAGCGCCCCACAACUUUGGCCUGAAGAAAAUUCUAUAUACAAUGAUAAAUUAUUAGACUCGUCAGAGAUUCCUUAGCACAUGCCGCAGACGGACGUCCCUGGAACUCCGCACACCUGCCGCUAUUGAUUGGAACCACCUGUUGGGGCAAAACACACCCACUCGCCAAGAACAAACACUCAGCCACGUAGCCUGCAGUCAGUCGUGAAAUAUGCUCCAAAGAACCACAAGCAUUUGGACGCUGUGCGUACAGACGGCUUUAAUAGCCACUUUGGUCAAGGGCUCCAUGUCCUCGAAGGAUAAUCUCGUGGGGAGAUCACAGACUUCAUACAACCCCAGUGAACUUUCGGAAUCCCGCUUCCUGGAGUACAGUAAUCUGUCAGAUAAAUUGCACUUGAGAGAUGCUAUUAAUAAUAUCCUGAUACCACGAAUAGUGGGCUCGCGAAAUCAUACCAUUGUGCGGCAGUAUAUAGUCCAGAGCUUGAGAGAUCUGGACUGGGAUGUGGAGGUGAACAGCUUCCAUGAUGAGGCUCCAAUCAAAGGCAAAUUGCAUUUUCACAACGUUAUUGCAACGCUGAAUCCUGAAGCUGAGAGAUUUCUAGUACUUGCAUGUCAUUACGAUAGUAAGUACAUGCCCGGAGUGGAAUUCCUGGGCGCCACCGACUCGGCAGUUCCUUGUGCAAUGCUCCUCAAUCUGGCACACGUGCUCCAAGAGCAACUGAAGCCCCUCAAGAAAAGCAAACUAAGCCUUAUGCUUCUGUUCUUCGAUGGCGAGGAGGCCUUUCAGGAAUGGGGACCAAAGGAUUCCAUCUACGGAGCACGUCACCUGGCCAAAAAGUGGCACAAUGAGAAGAAACUGGACAGAAUAGAUAUGCUGGUGUUACUGGAUCUUCUAGGAGCCCCAGAUCCCGCUUUCUACAGUUUUUUCGAAAACACCGAGUCGUGGUACAUGCGAAUGCAGUCCGUGGAAGCGCGCCUGGCAAAUAUGGAGCUUCUGGAGCGCUAUGCCAGUAGCGGAGUUGCCCAACGGUAUCCCACGCGCUACUUUCAGCCGCAGGCCAUGCGCUCUUCCUUUAUCGAGGACGAUCACAUACCCUUUCUGCAGCGAAAUGUGCCCGUCCUGCACAUUAUUCCGGUGCCCUUUCCAAGUGUUUGGCAUACACCCGAAGAUAACGCCAGCGUGAUCGAUUAUGCGACGACGGACAACUUGGCACUGAUUAUACGGCUCUUCGCCUUGGAGUAUUUGCUAGGCGGCGGUGGCGAAGACAAGUAGUCAAGUAACCCCAGUGAAUCACAAUUGUUGUAUCUAAUUACGGCCUUAUCUUAACUGACCUGUCCCGAUAUCGAGGCAUUGUUAAAUGUUCUUAUACCCGCCGCGGUACCUUUGAAAGGACCUUAUUGUUAACUGACUGUGCGCUUUGAAAUUACCUAGGCAUGACUGCAAUACGCAUAAUCCAAAUAUUUUUAUACACAUGUAUUUAUAGUAAACAAACAAAUGCUUAGCUGAUGACACGUCAAAAUGAUAUAUGUAUAUUUUUUGUAAUGUUUCGGUUGUAAAUGUUUAAGACUUAUGUAGUACAACAUAUACACAGUAAAUGUACCUUAAAACAAA